Akanthomyces muscarius is the source of this 1503-nucleotide messenger RNA. RefSeq lists its product as uncharacterized. Bases 1 to 1503 code for a protein of 500 amino acids. NCBI's taxonomy places the organism in Eukaryota, Fungi, Ascomycota, Sordariomycetes, Hypocreales, Cordycipitaceae. Gene Ontology annotation, biological process: translation. The record is from RefSeq and is a predicted model, not a curated record. Gene Ontology annotation, molecular function: structural constituent of ribosome; RNA binding. Gene Ontology annotation, cellular component: ribosome. The transcript is spliced from 2 exons.
AUGAGCGUUGUACGGCCGGCGCGCAGCGCCCUGCGCAAGUGCGUCGCCCCGACGAACGCAGCAGCAGCCGUCGCCCCCUGCCGACUAUUCCACAGCUCCGUCGCCGCCCGCGCCAAGCGACAGCCGCGAUUCCAGAACAUCAAGGCCGAGGAGAUGGGCCUGACGCAGACGCCCGCCAAGAUGACCCAGGCGAAAAAGGAGCUCCUGCCCGAGUACAGCAGGGAGCAGCUCGAGCAGCUGCGCAGCAAGUACACGCCCGAGCAGAUGGAAGCCAUCCAGGCCGGCGAGGCGGCCGUCGACGCCGAGGACCUGCUCAUCCAGGGCCGCAUACGCGAUGACCCGUACCGGCCGACGUACGUCGAAGACUACACAAAGCUCGAUCCGCGAUUCGACCUCAUGCCGCAGCCCGAGGGCAAGCCGCGCGAGCACAAGUGGCUCGACGAGCAGGACUGGAUGGACCAGUUCUCGGCGCGCUUCUCCGAGAUGGCGGACCGCAAGACGGACACGCAGCUCACACGGGCCAUGGCGCGCGCGCUGCGCCGCGUCAAGGACACCCAGGGCGUGGACAUGAUUGACCUCACGGAAGAGGAGCUCGCGGAGCUGGAGAAGAACCCGGAUGCGCUGCAAAAGUACCUAGUCGAGGACGACGAUGCUGCCGCCGAUGCAUCAAGCGACAAGGACGCGGACCCGUCGGCGCUGCUCACCGAGGCGCAGGUGCAGAAGCUCGACGAGGCCAUCGAGGCCGAGUGGAAGGCGGAGCUCGAGCGGCUCGUCGCCGAGGACACGUCGACGGAGGUGUCCCCCACGAGCAUCGAGAUGAUCGAGGACGGGCCCGCGGGCCUCGAGCGCGCCGAGUCGGCCGAGGCGCCCGAGCUCGGCAAGGUGCCCGGCGUCGAGGGCCGGUACAAGCGCGCGGCCGACCCCGAGGACGCCGGCCAGGACGAGCUCGGCGAGUACCAGGAGAUCAAGCGCGUGACGGGGCUGGCGCUCGCCGACAUCAAGUCGCUCUACUGCAAGAUCCUCGUCACGCGGUCCGUCAGCAACCAGACGCGCAUGGGCAAGAUCCGCAGCGCCAGCAUCGUCGCCAUUGCCGGCAACGGCGCCGGCCGCCUCGGCCUCGGCAUGGCCAAGUCGACCGACAGCAGCACCGCCGUCGUCACCGCCCAGAUGCUCGCCAUCCGCAACAUGAAGGCCGUCCGCCGCUACGAGGACCGCACCGUGUACGGCAACGCGACGGCCAAGGUCGGCGGCACCGUCGUGGAGCUGUUUAACCGACCCCCAGGCUUCGGUCUUCGCGUCCCCCACCGCAUCUUUGAAAUGUGCCGCGCCGUCGGCCUGCACGACCUCGCCGCCCGCAUGCCGCGCGCCAAGAACCCGAUGAACUCGGUCUUUGCCACCUACAAGGCGCUGCUGAACCAGGCCGACCCCGAGGAGAUUGCGCGCGGCCGCGGCAAGAAGCUCGCCGACGCGCGCAAGGUCUACUACGGCGGCUCUGUACAUUAA